AUGUCGUCGACAGAAGAAAAGUACGAGACCUUGGAGAAGAUUGGUCAUGGCUCCUUCGGUGUGAUCCGCAAGGUGCGCCGGAGAACGGAUGGCUUCAUCAUGUGCCGCAAGGAGAUCUCCUACCUCCGCAUGUCCCAGAAAGAGCGCGAGCAGCUCCACGCCGAGUUCCAGAUCCUGUCGCACCUGCGCCAUCCCAACAUCGUCGCAUAUUACCACCGAGAACAUCUCAAAAUGAGCCAGGAUUUGCAUCUGUAUAUGGAGUACUGCGGUAACGGCGACCUUGGCCGUGUUAUCAAGGAUCUCCAGCACAAGAACCAGCGUGCGCCCGAGAGCUUCGUCUGGAGCAUAUUCAGCCAGCUCGUCCUAGCCCUGUAUCGAUGCCACUACGGCGUCGACCCUCCCGAGGUGGGAACUCAGGUGCUGGGCUUGACGCAAGGGAACGCAUACGGUGCACCCAAGGUCCCUGCUGGCACAAUGACUAUUCUGCACCGAGACCUGAAACCUGAGAACGUCUUCCUGGAUGAAGACAACUCAGUCAAGCUGGGCGACUUUGGUCUCAGCAAGAUGAUCAAGUCACAGGAUUUCGCAUCCACCUAUGUCGGGACACCCUUUUACAUGUCGCCCGAGAUCUGCGCGGCAGAGAAGUACACUCUCAAGUCGGAUAUCUGGUCACUUGGCUGCAUCAUCUUCGAGCUCUGCGCGCGUGAGCCUCCAUUCAAUGCCAAGACGCACUUCCAGCUCGUGCAGAAGAUCAAAGAGGGCAAGGUCGCCCCCCUUCCAGAGAUGUACUCUCCAGAUCUUAACCAGGUCAUCAGAGACUGCCUCCGGGUCAACCCCGACCGAAGACCAGACACAACCCAGCUGCUCAACCUGCCAACUGUGAAGCUUAUGAGAAAAGAGAAGGAGGUGGUUGACUUGAACAAGGCGCUUCGAAUCAAGGAAGACGCACUUAGGAAGAGGGAGAAGGACCUCAAUGACAGACUGGCUGUCAUGGAUCAGGAGAAGAACAUGCUCCGUGAGGAACUCGACGCAUCCCUACGACGAGAAUGGGAGGUCAAGGCCCGGCUCGAGAUUGACCGCCUCGUGGGGCUAGAGAUCGAGAAGCUGCAGAAGCGCUUCGAGGAGGAGGUUCAAGCCCGUGUCGAUUCUGAGCUGCAGAAAAAGACGGUGGCAUUUGUGACGGAGGAACCCAAGCCAGAGGAAGGUCUCCUACCUCCGCUUCCCGUGUCAGAACCCAAGUCCGACUACCCUCACUCGUCAAUUGGAGCAACUAGUGGUGACGAGUUUCCUUCCACGACUGAUCUCACCGACUACUCCAUCGACAGCCCUGAUAGCACCAAGGAGACUAAGAAGCCCAACACAAGGACGCCUUUCGGGCGUGCCCAGACAAUGUUUGUUGGCCACCCAGCCGGAACUCCCAUGGACGUGGAGAUGGCCUCACCAAGCCCCAUGGCCAUUGCUUCUCUGUCUCUCUCCCCACGCCGAGGAGAGGCCACCAAGGCACCAACCCUCCAUACAGGCAACAUCUUCGCUGUCAAUGCCGCCAAUAACGGCGAGCGACGGUGGAACAUUCCCCGCGAGGCUCUUCUCGAGGAGUCGGAUGAUGAGGAUAUUAUCCCAUCUCCCACCCGCCAGAUCAAGUCGUCCAAGAACCCAUUCACUAGCAAAUCACGACCUGUUCUCACUUCCCAGAAGUCAUGCCCCAUCAAUCGUCUGAAGGGACAGACCAAUGGCAGCUCAGGAGGCGGUCUGGUCUCCAAGGUUGGGCUGAUGCCACCCGAGUCCGGCCCUCGGUCGCCUAACAGACGGCUGAGCAAGAUCCCAUCGGCUGCCAAUCUGGCAGAGAACGGCUCAUCAGGCAUGGGCGGACUGGGCCGAAAUCCUUCGACCAGGAAGGACAACAGCAGUGACGCGCUGAGCAAGAUGGCUGCUAAGAACAACAUCAAGGGCCGGACGCUGGUAGAACUACAACAGGCACGAGCAGGCGGCCGUCCAAUGAGCGCAAUCCCUGGAACGACGUCGGGCAACGCCUCUGGAUCCGAGAACAGCGGCAACGUGAGCCCUAAGCGUAUCGCGGGUCGCAAUGUCGGAGGACGCAGAUCCAGCGGCGGGAGCAGCGAGCCUGCUGCCGUUUGGGAUCCGGAGCGCGACGAGAUGCCCAGCCCGUUCCUCGUGCGAACCCGCAAGAUGAACAAGGUCUGA
Molecule: messenger RNA, 2202 nt
Organism: Clonostachys rhizophaga
Lineage: Eukaryota; Fungi; Ascomycota; Sordariomycetes; Hypocreales; Bionectriaceae
Source: the annotation of a GenBank genome assembly